AUGCAAUACAAUAGGAAGCACCCCCUCCCCUGCUGGCAUUAUACCUUCAUAACUAGUUCUAUUAGCUAUUUAGAAUAUAUAGAGCUUGUUUACUUGAAAGCUAGGUCUGAGUUGCAGUUGUCAGCUAAUUAAAGGUUUUAAGCUCUGCCUUUCAAGAAAAUUACAAAAGCGGGGUAGUACUCAGCUUCUUCUUGUGCUAGGUGUUUCCUUUGUGAUAAAGGGGGAUUGACUGAGUGCCUCCCUGUACACUUCCCCGCUAAACUCCACGCAAAACUCCUUUGAUAUCCGUUAGCAAACUCAAAAGCUCUGGCUAGCAAAGGUCUGAGCCUUGUCUUCUUAAGGGCUGUUUCCAAACUGAGCAUCCAUUCCGCAGGCAUUUGGCCCCGCCCAUAAGCUGUGUGAUUCUCCUGCAGCUAAUCCUCACCCACGUCUCUCUAGGCAUAAUUGAAACUGAAACUGCCCUUCAAAAACAAACUCCUGGCCAGCCAAAAACCGGCCCCUAGGAAAAGCUAGCCCUAACAAACUCAACUUGUCCUUUCUCCCUUGCUUUCUUGUUGAUUUAUUUAUUUGCUUGCUUGCUUGCUUGAGGAAAGAAGACAAAAUGUUUGCUGCCUCCCCUGGUUUGAGCCUUAUCUUCUCAAGAGCUGCUUCCAGACCCAGGGCCUGCAAAAUGACCUAUUUUCUUCCUCUUGUUUGUUCUCCAGUCUCUGAUCUCAGCCCCCCUGUUUCCUGGCUAUGUUCCUGCUAGUUAUGGCUGACUUCUCCUCCUCCUGCUUAUUAAUGCGCUUCUGUCUUUCCCCAGCCACCUUUCCAUCGCUUUUUAGAGAGUAUUUGCUGGAAUUCAACUCAUUAGGGGCCAAAAGGGGGGGUUGCUCACUGUCCAGCAGAGCAGGAAUAAUACAAGCCUAGACCGCCAGCUCUGCCCUCACUCCCUUACCCAGCACUGUCUUUUCUCCCUCAUUGAGACUGGGGCAUAGCAACAACAACCAGCAACAAACUACAGAAACAAAUAAGGAUUUGGGGUAUUAACAACAUUCGCCAGCUGCACCAGACAUUUCUGCCCUUAUAUGGCAACAAAGGCAGGUAGCGACGGCAUUCAUUGCCGAGGGAAGGAGGGAACAAAGGUCACCCCAGUGCUUGCUCUAUUCAGGUACAGUCCGUCUCCAAGGUGCCACGGACCCACCAAGCAGACACCACGGCAAAGAUCCCACCCCAAAGGACUGAUCACCAUGCAGGACCUUGAUGCAAAAGUCACCAAGACUCUGAACAAAACCACACCUGGACUCCAGAUAUGGAGAAUUGAGAACAUGGAGAUGGUGCCUGUGCCACCCAAAACAUAUGGGAACUUCUAUGAAGGGGAUGCUUAUGUCAUUCUUUCGACUCAUAAGACUGGCAAUAACUUCAACUACGAUAUCCAUUUCUGGCUGGGCAACUCAUCAUCCCAGGAUGAACAGGGUGCAGCUGCCAUCUAUACUUCCCAGAUGGAUGAGUACCUGGGCGGGGUAGCAAUACAGCACCGAGAGACGCAAGGCUAUGAGAGUGACACCUUCCGGGGCUACUUCAAGCAAGGACUCAUCUAUAAGAAGGGUGGAGUGGCCUCAGGCAUGAAGCAUGUGGAGACCAACACAUACAACGUACAACGCCUGCUGCAUGUCAAGGGCAAGAAGACGGUGUUGGCUGGAGAAGUGGAGAUGAGUUGGAGCAGUUUCAACCUAGGUGAUGUGUUCCUCCUGGACCUGGGAAAGCUCAUCAUCCAAUGGAAUGGUCCUGAGAGCAACCGUAUGGAGCGGCUGAAGGGCAUGAAUCUGGCCAAGGAUAUCCGUGACCGGGAGCGUGGGGGCCGAGCGCAGGUGGGUGUGGUAGAUGGGGAGGAUGAAGCUGCCUCUCCUAUGCUGAUGAAGAUCCUGAUCUAUGUGUUGGGGGAGAAGAGGGAAAUCCAGCCAGCCUUCCCAGAUGCUGUGGUGGACCAGAAGCUGAAAUCCUCUCUGAAACUCUACCAUGUAUCUGAUGUUGAAGGGAACCUGCUUAUCCAGGAAGUUGCCAUCCAACCCCUUACCCAGGACCUCUUGAAGCAUGAGGACUGCUACAUCUUGGACCAAGGUGGCAUGAAAAUCUUUGUGUGGAAAGGCAGGUCCUCUAGCAAGGAGGAGAAGCAGGAAGCCAUGAAACGGGCCUUGGGUUUCAUCAAGGCGAAGAACUACCCAUUCAGCACCAAUGUGGAGACGGAAAAUGAUGGUUCUGAAUCGGCUGUCUUCAAGCAGCUCUUUCAGAAAUGGACUGUCCCCCAUCAAAGCACCGGCUUUGGCAAGACCAGCACAGUCGGAAAAGUCGCCAAAGUGGAGCAGGUGAAGUUUGAUGCCACCACUCUGCAUGCCAGGCCUGAGAUGGCUGCCCAGCACAAGAUGGUGGAUGACGGCUCUGGUGAGGUGGAGGUCUGGCGAAUUGAAAACUUGGAACUGGCACCAGUGGAGAGCCGCUGGCUUGGGCAUUUCUACAGUGGUGACUGUUACCUCAUCCUCUACAAGUACCAAGUCUACAACAAGAUCCACUAUAUCCUCUAUGUUUGGCAGGGCCGCCACGCCAGCCAGGAUGAGAUCACAGCCUCUGCCUACCAAGCUGUCAUUCUGGACCAGCAGUAUAAUGGGGAGCCGGUGCAGGUGCGAGUGACCAUGGGCAAGGAGCCUGCCCACCUUAUGGCCAUUUUCAAGGGGCGCAUGGUGGUGUAUCUGGGAGGUACCUCUCGAGCUGGCAACACAGAUCCAGUGCCCUCCACCCGCCUUUUCCAGGUUCAUGGGACCAAUGAGUACAACACCAAGGCCUUCGAGGUGUCUCCCAAAGGCACCUCCCUCAAUUCUAAUGAUGUCUUUAUUUUAAAGACUCCAAGCUGCUGCUACCUCUGGUAUGGAAAGGGUUGCAGUGGAGAUGAGAGGGAGAUGGCCAGGCAUUUGGCCGACCUUAUCUCCAAGACAGAGAAAGUAGUGAUCGCUGAAGGUCAGGAGCCUGCUGAAUUCUGGGUUGCACUGGGUGGAAAGACACAGUAUGCCAGCAACAAAAGAUUACAGGAGGAAACAACCUCCAUCACACCUCGGCUCUUUGAAUGUUCCAAUAAGACAGGCACUUUCCUUGCCACAGAGAUCACAGAUUUUACCCAAGAUGAUUUGGAAGAUGAUGAUGUCUUCUUGCUGGAUGCCUGGGAUCAGGUUUUCUUCUGGAUUGGCAAACAUGCAAAUGAAGCUGAAAAGGAGGCGGCAGCUGUCACCGCUCAAGAGUACCUGCACACUCACCCCAGCGGACGGGAUGUCGAAACUCCCAUUGUGAUUGUGAAACAAGGCUUUGAGCCUCCAACAUUCACUGGCUGGUUCCUAGCAUGGGACCCCCUCAAACUGACAGAAAAGAAAACCUAUGAAGAGGUGAAAGCUGAACUUGUGGAUGACAACAGCCUUAGCCAGCUCACUUCUGAAAUCCUUGAGGCAAAAGAUGUUUUCACUGCCAACACUAUCUUGGGCAAUCUGUCACUCUCUACACAUCCUCCAGAGAUCCUGGUGAACAUGCCUGCCGAAGAUCUACCCAAGGAUGUAGAUCCCAGCAGGAGGGAGGAGUACUUGUCAGAAGAAGAUUUUCUUGCUGUCUUUGCAAUGUCUCGACAGGACUUUGCUGCACUGCCCAAGUGGAAGAAACAGUCUCUCAAGAAGGAAAAAGGACUCUUCUAAGUGUUCUCUCAUUACUGCCAUUACCUGCAGGUGGAUGCACCUUUUUAAUUAAAGCAGACAUCAAAGCUUAACAGAAGUCUCAAAACAAAUCGUCAAGCACUGGGUAUUAAAAUAAAAAUUCCUUCCUAAGUCUCACAGAGCUAAUGGAGAGGCAGUGCAGCAGGGUCGGUGGGGGAAUGUAGCCUUUAAAACCUGCUGUUCCCUUGAAUCUUAUUUUUAUCCACCUAUAAACAAGAGAUAAUUUUUGGACAGUCACCAACAUCAAAAUAUUGCAUUCUACAAUUCCUAGUUAUUACUUAUAAUGUAAAGCUAUUUGGUACUUGUGCAAGACAUGCUUACAACACUUUCCCACAUAUCUGCAGUGACAGUACAGUAUGCUCAAUGUUAAUGGUUUCAAGUAGCUCUGUUUUACUAACCCCAUGGUUUUCUACUGAGAAAGCCUGUCCCUCCCCUGGGGAGACAGGAAAUAAUAAAUCCAUUUAAUUAUUUGAGUUAAACAGCUGCAUCUCCAUACAACACUAACUUCCCAGUUAAAAUGGCUUCUUUCCAGAUGUAUGAGGAACAAAAAAAAAAAGUGUUUUGUGAUCACACUUAUGAAAGAUUAGGACUAAUUGUCAGUGCAUACUAUCUUGCCUGGGAUUUAUGACUCAAUCAUCACAGAAGCAAGACAACAUUUUAAAGUUUGUUCUUAGAAUUUCUAGAAAUGACAGAGACGACUGGUGAUUACUGUUUCCAAGCUUUUAAAAUGACGAGUAGGGCUAGGUUGCCUUAUAGUGAUAGCAGUUUAAGAUAGUCACUUGCAGAACUGGAAGAAUGUCCUUAAUAAAGUUUACUCUAUGUGGGUCA
Hemicordylus capensis (graceful crag lizard) is the source of this 4556-nucleotide messenger RNA. RefSeq names its product villin 1 (gene VIL1). Gene Ontology annotation, cellular component: actin cytoskeleton; lamellipodium; cytoplasm. Gene Ontology annotation, biological process: barbed-end actin filament capping; regulation of lamellipodium morphogenesis; actin filament severing. Bases 1068 to 3710 code for a protein of 880 amino acids. Gene Ontology annotation, molecular function: actin filament binding; phosphatidylinositol-4,5-bisphosphate binding. The record is from RefSeq and is a predicted model, not a curated record. NCBI's taxonomy places the organism in Eukaryota, Metazoa, Chordata, Lepidosauria, Squamata, Cordylidae. The transcript has 21 exons.